UAAUCACUAUUUAAUUGAUUUAAAAUAGAGAGCGGAAGUAGUAGGAAUAAGAAACAUGAUUUCCAAGCAUUGAACAGAUGUGAACAUAACCUAUAUUUUCCAAUAUUGUAAACAGUGAUAGCUGAGCACAUGGUAUUGCAAUUUUGUGUGGAUAAUGAAACAUCACAUUUUUAAAUUUGUUUUAUACUAUUAUAUGUGUGAAAUAAUUAUUUAUUCGGUUGUUUCUGUAAUAAUUAUUUGAAGCGUAAUAAAAUUUAAUUUAAAAAAUGGGAAAGAAAAGAUACAAUUGGAAAGCAAGAAAUGUUUCUGACAUUGAGAUAGAUAAUACUGAAACAAAAAAGAUACCUUUAGAUAUUGAACAUAGAAAAGAUAAUUAUGAUAAUUGUAAUGCUCUGGUAUUACCAAAUCAAAAAAGAAAUACUAAAAAUAAAGAAAAGAAAAUAUCAGUAACACGUAUAUUAUCUAAAAAACGUAGAAAACAAUUAGAAAAAAUAGUAGAAAAGAAACAAAAAAAAUUACAACGAUCAACAUUACUAGAGGAAUUAGCUAAAGUUCAAGCUUCACAGGAAGAAUUAAAGAAAUAUGUUUCUUUAGCUUCAGUGCAAACAAAAGGAUUGAAACGUCACUUUAGAGAGUUAAAUGUAGAGUCUACUACAGAAACUUUAAUUAAUUCAGUUGAUGAAUCUAAAAUAAAUUAUACAGAAUCUAGUUUAAAUGCGAUUAAAGGUGGAAAAAGAAAAAGACUGUCUAUACUUAAUAAUCAGAAACAGGAGUUUUCUAAAUCAGAUCUAAAUACGGUUGGAUUUGAUGAAUCUAGUGAGAACGAAUCUGAAUGUAGCAGUAGUGAAUGUGAGAAUGAAAAUGAUCUAGAAUAUAAACAAAAGAAAAGUGAAAUGGAUAUUAUGAAUGAAAAGAAUCUUGUAGAAGAAGAAGAAGAAGAAGAAGAAGAAAGGAAAAAAUCACAUAAAGAAAAUAUUAAUUUAGAAGAAAUAAAAUCUCUUGAAAAUGAACAUGAAAAGACUUUACUAGAUGUGCAAUCAAAAGUAAAAGUAUCCCAAAAUACUAUAGCUACAAACAAAACUACUAAAACACCAGCAGUUUAUGUUACAUUAAACAGAAAACCAGAAAUGCAAGCAGCUAGAUUAAAAUUACCAGUUGUAGCAGAUGAACAAGUCAUUGUAGAAACUAUUAAUGAAAAUUCAGUAGUGAUCAUUACUGGAGAAACAGGAAGUGGUAAAACAACACAAGUACCCCAAUUUUUAUAUGAAGCAGGUUAUGCACAAAAUAAAUUAAUUGGUAUAACAGAACCUAGAAGAGUAGCAGCAAUGUCUAUGAGUAAAAGAGUAGCAGAAGAAAUGAAUCUUACUGAAAAGGAAGUUUCUUAUCUUAUACGAUUCGAAGGAAAUGUUACACCAGAAACAAAAAUCAAAUUUAUGACAGAUGGAGUUUUAUUAAAGGAAAUACAAAGUGAUUUUCUAUUGACAAAAUAUUCUGUAAUAAUUUUGGAUGAAGCACAUGAAAGAAGUGUUUAUACUGAUAUUUUAAUAGGAUUAUUGUCUCGUAUUGUACCACUGCGUAACAAAAGGAAAAAUCCACUUAAGCUUAUAAUUAUGUCAGCAACACUAUGUGUUGAAGAAUUUGUUAAAAAUACUAAAUUGUUCAAAGUGAAACCCCCAGUAAUUACAGUAGAAUCAAGACAAUUUCCUGUAACAAUACAUUUUAAUAGAAGAACCAGUGAGGAUUAUGUGACUGAUGCUUUAAGAAAAGCAAUAAAAAUUCAUACACGUUUACCAGAAGGAGGCAUUCUUAUAUUUUUAACAGGUCAACAAGAAGUGAAUUCAGUUGUACGUAAAUUACGUAAAGCAUUUCCAUUUAAAAAAGGUAAAACUAAUUUAUUAGAAGCAAAAAUUGAAGAAAACAAGGGAGCAAAUGCAAGCGAUCCUGAUGAAGAAAAUUCUGACGAUGAUUUUGAUGACAAAGAAGCACUUAAACGAAAUAAACAACAACAUAAAAAACAAUUUUUAAAUUUACCACGUAUUGAUUUAGAUAACUAUUCGAUAAUGCCUACGGACGAUACGCAUGAGGAUAUUGUUGAUAUAGGAGGUGGAGAUGGGGACGGCAAUAUAGAUGAAGAUGAGAGCGAAGAUGACGAUGCUUUCCUUUUAAAAGGAUUAUCAAAUACACAACCACUAUGGGUUCUACCACUUUAUUCUCUACUACCUAGUUAUAAACAAGCAAGGGUCUUUGAACGACCUCCAGAAAAUUGUCGUUUAUGUGUAGUAUCAACGAACGUAGCAGAAACUUCAUUAACAAUACCAAAUAUCAAAUAUGUCAUCGAUUGCGGUCGAUGCAAAAUGAGAAUGUAUGAUAAAGUUACUGGUGUAAGUACGUAUAAUAUCUGUUAUAUAAGCAAAGCUGCUGCAAAUCAACGAGCAGGUAGAUCUGGCAGAACAGCAGCUGGUCAUUGUUAUAGAUUGUAUUCUUCUGCAGUUUUCAAUGAUCAAUUUACACAAUUUAGUAUGUCUGAGAUCCAAAGAAAACCAAUUGAUGACUUAGUUUUACAAAUGAAAGUUAUGAAUAUUAAUAAAGUUGUUAAUUUUCCAUUCCCAACUGCACCAGAUCCUUUACAACUGAGAGUAGCCGAAACACGUCUUCUAACUUUAGGUGCAUUAGAACAAUCUUCUCUUCAUAAAGAAGAUGCAUUUAAUGCAAAAGUGACUUCACUUGGACGCAGCAUCGCAGCAUUUCCAGUUGCUCCUCGAUAUGGCAAAAUGUUAGCAUUGUCAUAUCAACAUAAUUUAUUGCAAUAUACAAUUUGUAUGGUUGCAGCUCUUUCUGUUCAAGAAGUAUUAAUAGAAGGUCUUAAUAUGGAAGGUAAAUUAAAAAAUAAGUGGUUGCAAACGCGGCGUAUUUGGGCUGGAAUUGGCAAUAGUUUACUUCUUGGUGACCCAAUGGUUUUAAUAAAAGCUAUUGGAGCAGCUGAAUAUGCAGGAUCUAAAGGAAAGCUUAUAUCUUUUUGUGAAGAAAAUGGUUUGCGUCAUAAAGCAAUUGUAGAAAUUAAAAAACUCAGACAACAAUUAACUAAUGAGAUAAACUUAAAUGUCCCGGACAUAAAUCUUAUUAUCGAUCCAAGCAUGUCUCCACCUACGGAUAUACAAGCAAAAUUAUUGCGUCAAAUACUUCUUGCUGGUAUGGCAGAUCAAGUUGCGCGGAAAGUACUUUCAGAAGAGAUUGAAGAUCAAGAUAAAACAAAAUGGAAAUACGCUUAUAAAACUGUAGAAAUGGAAGACCCUGUAUUUAUGCAUUCGUCGUGUGUUCUUCGGAAGACAAGUCCAGAAUGGGUUGUUUAUCAAGAGAUAUAUGAAACAAAUAAAUUAUAUAUGCGUGGUGUAACCGCAAUAGAACCAGAAUGGCUUCCGAAGUUCGCUCCAACCUUAUGUACAUUAAGCGAGCCUCUGAUUGAACCUUCUCCAAGAUAUGAUCUUCAUUCUGGAAAAGUUUUGUGUCAUAUAACAGGCACAUUUGGUCGAGCUGGUUGGCAAUUACCAAUGAUCGAAAUAGAAUAUCCAAUGAAUGUAGAAGGAGUAAAAUGGUUUGCACGAUUUUUUUUAGAGGGCCAAGUGUGUCCAAAAUUAAAAAGAUUUGUACCUGUUUUGUUAUCAACCCCAGGCAGUGUAAAUAAAUCGUGGGCUAAAUUAUUACCACGUACAGAAGCAAUAACAAAAACGUUAUUGUCAGAAGGAGUUAUGUCAAAAUGUAAAUUAAUAGAGAUUUGGAAUAAAGAUAAAAUCUUCCUUUUAUCUGCUUAUCAGAAAUGGUUACCUGAAUCGACACAUUCGGAAAUAGCUUCAUUAUGGCCACCAAUAUAAUAAUUCAUAUUGUCCAUUUGUAAACAUGUAAAUUUGUAAUGUACGAAUAUGUUAAUAACAACAUAAUAUAAUUA
Vespula pensylvanica (western yellowjacket) is the source of this 3943-nucleotide messenger RNA. RefSeq names its product probable ATP-dependent RNA helicase kurz (gene kz). Gene Ontology annotation, biological process: maturation of SSU-rRNA from tricistronic rRNA transcript (SSU-rRNA, 5.8S rRNA, LSU-rRNA). Lineage: Eukaryota; Metazoa; Arthropoda; Insecta; Hymenoptera; Vespidae. The coding region runs from base 267 to 3869 and encodes 1200 amino acids. The transcript has 17 exons. Gene Ontology annotation, cellular component: intracellular anatomical structure; nucleolus. Gene Ontology annotation, molecular function: RNA binding; ATP binding. The record is from RefSeq and is a predicted model, not a curated record.